GUUUCGUAAUCACAACGCUGUAGUGGAAACCAAGACUGUUCUCAGGGCGGGUCUGCCGGUUUUGACCUAGCAGAAGUUACUUUUCGUGGCAGGUUAUGAUAAUUCGAUCAAGUUUAGGAAAAUGGUUACGGUUAGAUAAAAUGCAAAAACACACAACAUACUGUAUCUAGCUACAACCAGGUCUGCCCUGAGAACACUCUUGGUUUCUACUAAUGCGAUCACAACAGUUGAUCGAACUGUUGUGGUCACGACUUGUCCUGUCUUGCUCAGGACUAGUCUGACUGCUUGAAAUACAUAUCUCAAGAUAGGGCGGCUACUCGACUUCACAGGAAUUUACCUAAUGUAAUUUAUUCAUACAGGGAUGUCCAAGGAGACCAACACACAGGAGCAGUAACAUGGCUGCUGACGACAAAUCCUCCUCCUCAUCCUCUACGCUGGAUUGGAGUGUGGCGCCUCCUAUUUCCCCUGGCAGCCCAUCUCACCUGACACACUUCAAACCCCUGACUCCAGAGCAGGACGAGCCCCCGCUCCGAUCAGCAUACAGCUCCUUUGUCAACCUGUUCCGCUUUAACAAAGAGGAGGGGCGGCCACCCUCAGUGACAGAGAAACCGGAUGUGGUUGUGGCGUCACCCACUGGGGAGCGUAGGAACUGGACCAUACCAGCACACUCAAUCCACGGCUCUGGGGCGCAUAGGAAACAACACCACGAUCUUUUACGCAGGACUUCUACUGCUUCAGUGGACUGGCCAUUAUGGCCUGGUGAGGAGGGCCGUAGGAAAUCGGAAACCCCCCUGGGCACUCACGAUCCUCGUACGGCUGUUCAGCUCCGCACUGCUCUGAAGAGACUCAAGGAGAUCAUGGAGGGAAAGAGCCAGGACAGUGACCUGAAGCAGUACUGGAUGCCAGACAGCCAAUGUAAGGAGUGCUACGACUGCAAUGAGAAGUUCACCACCUUCCGCCGCCGCCACCACUGCCGGCUCUGUGGCCAGAUCUUCUGCAGCCGCUGCUGCAACCAGGAAAUCCCUGGCAAGUUCAUGGGCUACACGGGAGACCUGCGGGCCUGCACCUACUGCCGUAAGAUUGCUCUGAGCUACUCCCACUCUGCAGACUCUGGCUCCAUAGGGGAGGACCUGUCUGCUCUGUCUGACUCCUCACCCUGCUCCACCUGCGUCCUGGAGCCCAGUGAGCCUCGCACCCCGGUCGGUGGACGGAAGGCCAGCCGCAACAUCUUCCUGGAGGAGGACCUGGCCUGGCAGAGAAAAACUCCCAUUGGGAUGAGAAAGAAUUUGAUUCACCAGGACUCUCAGAACAGUGGCAUGAAUUCUAGACGGAGCACGCUACAAGAGGAUGGAGGCAAGUCCCCAAUAAGGAAGCGGUCAGCCAGUGUGACCAACCUGUCCCUGGACCGGUCUGGCUCCUCCAUGGUGCCCUCCUAUGACAGCUCAGUGAGCCCCCAGACCAGCAGGGCCAUGCCAAAACCUGACCACAGCGAAGAGGAGAGGAAGAUACUGUUGGACUCAUCCCAGCUCAAAGACCUGUGGAAGAAGAUUUGUCACAACACUACUGGUAUGGAGUUCCAGGACCACCGCUACUGGCUCCGUACAUACCCCAACUGCAUUGUGGGGAAGGAGUUGGUCAACUGGCUGUUAAGGAAUGGAACUAUCUCCACAAGGGCACAGGCGAUAGCCAUUGGUCAGGCUCUGGUAGAUGGUCGUUGGUUGGACUGUGUCACUCACCACGACCAGCUGUUCAGAGAUGAGUACGCUCUCUAUCGCCCCCUACAGAGCACAGACUUCUCUGAGACCCCGUCUCCUGACAGUGACAGUGUCAACUCUCUGGAGGGACACUCAGAACCUUCCUGGUUUAAAGACAUCAAGUUUGACGACAGUGACACAGACCAGGUGGCUGACGAGAAUGACUAUGUCAUGCCCAAUUCGUCCAGUCCUAGUAAGAGGACGUCAGUCAGCAGUUUCCAGUCAGCGGUGGACAGUGACUCUGCUGCCUCCAUCAAUCUCAAUAUGGAGCAGGACAAUGUCAACUUCCACAUCAAGAAACAGUCCAAGUACCCCCAUGUACCCCCGCACCCUACGGAGCAGAAAGAGUACCUGGUCUCAGAGGAAGGAGGACAGAAUAUCUCCAUUAGCGACGCUUUCAUCAAAGAGUCCCUGUUUAACCGUCGUGUGGAGGAGAAGCCUAAAGAGAUGCUGUUCACUCCUCUGGGCUGGCACCACAGCUCCCUGGACCAGCUCAGAGAGGAGAAUGGAGAGAAGAAGGCCAUGGAGAGGCUACUCUCUGCCAACCACAGUCACAUGAUGGCGCUGUUGCAGCAGCUGCUGUACAGUGAGUCCCUGUCCCUCUCCUGGCGUGACAUCAUUGUUCCCGUGGUGAGGCAAGUGGUGCAGACGGUGCGGCCAGACGUUCGCAGCUGUGAUGAUGACAUGGACAUCAGACAACUGGUCCACAUCAAGAAGAUUCCUGGAGGGAAGAAGUUUGACUCUGCCGUAGUGAAUGGCUUUGUCUGUACCAAGAACAUUGCCCACAAAAAGAUGAACUCGUACAUCAAGAACCCCAAGAUCCUGCUGCUGAAGUGUUCCAUAGAGUAUCUCUAUAGAGAGGAGACCAAAUUCACCUGCAUUGACCCCAUUGUGCUUCAGGAGCGUGAGUUUCUGAAGAACUAUGUUCAGCGUAUAGCGGACGUGCGUCCCAACCUGGUGCUGGUAGAGAAGACUGUGUCUCGUAUCGCUCAGGACAUGCUGCUGGAGCACGGGAUCACAUUGGUCAUCAACGUCAAACCACAAGUCUUGGACAGGGUGAGUCGUAUGACCCAGGGGGACCUAGUCAUGUCCAUGGACCAGCUGCUCACCAAGCCUCGACUGGGAACCUGCCAAAAGUUCUACCUACACUCUUUCCAGCUGGCCAAUAAUGAGUUGAAGACUCUCAUGUUCUUUGAGGGCUGCUCUCCCCAGCUGGGCUGUACCAUAAAGCUUCGCGGGGCAUCUGAGUAUGAGCUGGCCAGGGUUAAAGAGAUCAUCAUCCUCAUGGUGUGUGUGGCCUACCACUCCCAGCUAGAGAUAUCCUUCCUCAUGGAUGAGUUUGCCAUGCCUCCCAGCCUGGCCAAGACCAACUCCUUCCCCUGUCUCCUGGAGAGCACUACUGUUGAGGAGGAGGAGGAGGAGAGCCAGGAAAAUGGGACCGACCAGAGCACCCUCUCGCAGGGAGGAGAGACUGUGCUGGGGGAGGAGGAGGAGAAGUCUUCCCUUGGGAAAUCUGUAUCAGAGUCAUCCUCGCCUAAAGAUGUCCAUGGUGCAAAAGUCAACAAAAAACACUUCCUGUCCUCUUCUUCCUCCUUGGGGGCUGAGGGGGUGGAGUCAGCAGAGGUCAUGACCUCCACGCCGUUGUCCAAUCGCCAGGUGCUGCCACCUCCAGUGUCCCCACCCUAUCUUAUUGAUGACCUGGAGGAGUUGGUAGAUGAGAUUGGGUUGGGGAAGGGGGAGACUGAGGGGGGGAGCGGGUCGGGGGUUCUGGGGAGGGGUGAGUCGCGGGAGGAGAGCUCGGGUUCAGAGACGCCCCCCAGGCUGUUCAGAGACCCCCUUCAGGAUGACACAGGGCUGUUUGUCACAGAGCAGGUGGCCUCAACGGACGACCGUCUCAAGACGCUUACGGCAGGCUUCAAACAGGAGCUGAAGGACAUCAUCCUUUGUAUCUCCCCCUUUAUCACCUUUAGAGAGCCCUUCCUCCUCACGCCUGCUGGCCUACGCUGCCCCAGCAGAGACUACUUUCCUGAAAAGGUGUACCUCUCUCCGCUGCUCAACAAGGACUUCAAAGAACUGGACUGUCGACGUAAGCGACAACUCCUCAAAGAUUCCGCUCCGUCAGGUGGAGGCAUCGCCAACGGAGUCCCUCCCCCCCGCCCCUUCCAGGUGUUACCCUCCCACCACCUUACCAGCGCCCGCAUCGCAGAGCAGCUGGGCAGCAGCCAGGACCUGGCCAAGAUGCUGGCAGACUACCGUGCCCAGGGGGGCCGCCUCCGGCAGGAGGCAGACCCCUUCACCCAGCCCCUGCCUCAGCCACCAGUCCGGGAGGCUCCACCGCCCAAGCACCCCGUCAAGGCUGAUAGUGAGGAAGAGAAACCAGCAGGACAGAACGACAUGACCUGGGCCUCCAAGCUGGACUGCCUGAACCCGGUGAACCACCAGAGACUGUGUGUUCUGUUCAGCAGCUCCUCAGCCCAGUCCAACAACUCCCCCAACCCCUGCGUCAGUCCCUGGAUUGUCACGAUGGAGUUCUACGGAAAGAAUGACCUCACACUAGGAAUAUUCUUGGAGAGAUACUGUUUCAGGCCAUCCUAUCAGUGCCCUAGUAUGUUCUGUGAGACUCCCAUGGUGCACCAUGUGCGGCGAUUUGUCCAUGGCAGUGGCUGUGUUCAGAUCGUACUGAAGGAGCUGGACUCUCCUGUGCCUGGAUACCAACACACCAUCCUCAACUACUCCUGGUGCCGCAUAUGCAAACAGGUGACUCCUGUGGUGCCCCUGUCCAAUGACUCGUGGUCCAUGUCCUUUGCUAAGUACCUGGAGCUGAGGUUCUAUGGUCACCAGUAUACCAGGAGGGCUAAUGCUGAGCCCUGUGGCCACUCCAUCCACAAAGACUACCACCAGUACUUCUCCUACAACCAGAUGGUGGCCUCAUUCAGCUACAUCUCAGUGAGACUGCUGGAGAUCUGCCUCCCUCCUCCUAAGAUCUUCAUCAGGAACCAGGGGCCCUCCAAGGCAAGCAUGCAGCAGGACCUCAAGGACUUCUCACAGAAGGUGAAUCAGGUGUACCUGGCCAUAGAGGACCGCCUCACUUCCCUGAAGACGGACACCUUCAGCAAGACACGCGAAGAGAAGAUGGAGGACCUGUUUGCACAGAAAGACGUAGGUUCCCCCUCGAAGGGUGGGAGCUACACUCCAAAUAUGUCUGGUAUGGAGGAGGCAGAGCUGCGUAGCUGGAUAGAGAAGCUGCAGGCUCGUCUCCAGGCUUGUGGUAGUGACUCCCCCCAGCAGCUCCAGACUGUACUGGAAUCAGUGGUAGUGAAGAAACAGAGCCUGUGUGAAACACUGCAGUCCUGGAACAGCAGGCUGCAGGACCUAUUCCAGCAGGAGAAGGGCAGGAAGCGUCUGUCUGUCCCAGCCAGCCCUGGGAGACACAGACCGACAGACGACAGCAAGACCAGUGUUCUGGAGUCUUCUCCACGCAACCCCUCCCCUGUGGUACAAAAUGGUGACAAAGAGGACCGUCACCUCACUACCCUGCCCUCGAGCUCGGGGUCGUCAUUGCUAACGUUACCGUCACCAGGGGAACCAGGCUCAGAACCCCUCUCGUCUGGACCAUCCUUUCCUGACCAGGACUCUGUCAGCAUCCCAGAGGAUGUGUUUGAUGGACACCUGUUGGGCUCCAAUGACAGCCAGGUGAAAGAGAAGUCCACUAUGAAGGCCAUUCUAGCCAACUUGCUGCCAGGCAACAGUUACAACCCCAUCCCAUUCCCAUUCUUGAAUCCCGGUGUUGACGGGAAAAAUCACCACUAUAUCAGUGACCCAGACAAGCAUUACCUGAUGUAUGAGCAUGAGAGAGUGCCCAUAGCCGUGUGUGAGAGAGAACCCAGCUCCAUCAUUGCAUUCGCUCUCAGCUGUAAGGAGUAUAAGACCGCUCUGGAUGAGCUGUCAAAGACAACGGUGAAGGCUGGAGGCGAGGACACCACCCAAACCAUCAGCUCCGGAGAGAGCCGGGCCAAGAACAGCCCAGCCAAGCCCAAUGAGACGGCCUCCUCCCAGAUGGGUCCGGGCCGCAGCAGCAUGGACGCUGACCCUCUCAAAGAUGCAGACAUAGGAGACAAGCACAAGAAGUCAGCCGGAAACCCUCAUAUCGAAUUACAGUUCUCUGAUGCCAAUGCUAAGUUCUACUGCAGGAUCUACUAUGCAGAGGAGUUCCACAAGAUGAGAGAGGAGAUCAUGGACAGUACGGAGGAUGACUUUGUCCGCUCGCUCUCCCACUGCGUCAACUGGCAGGCCCGUGGCGGCAAGUCUGGGGCCGUCUUCUACGCCACCGAAGAUGACCGGUUCAUCCUGAAGCAGAUGCCCAGACUAGAGGUUCAGUCCUUCCUGGACUUUGCCCCUCACUACUUCACCUACAUCACCGGAGCUGUGCAGCAGAAGCGACCCACUGCCCUGGCUAAGAUCCUGGGUGUGUACCGGAUCGGCUACAAGAACUCCCAGAACAACUCAGAGAAGAAGCUGGAUCUGCUGGUCAUGGAGAACCUGUUCUAUGGCAGGAAGAUGGCCCAGGUGUUCGACCUCAAGGGUUCUCUGAGGAACCGCAACGUUAAGACAGACUCUGGGAAGGAGAGCUGUGAGGUGGUUCUGCUGGAUGAGAACCUACUGAAGCUGGUCCAUGACAACCCUCUGUACAUCAGAGCCCACUGCAAGGCCAUCCUGAGGGCGGCCAUACACAGUGAUGCCUACUUCCUGUCUAGUCACCUGAUCAUAGACUACUCUCUGCUGGUUGGACGAGAUGACACCACAGACCAGCUGGUGGUGGGAAUCAUAGAUUACAUUCGGACAUUCACAUGGGAUAAGAAGCUGGAGAUGGUGGUGAAAUCCACAGGGAUCCUGGGAGGGCAAGGUAAGAUGCCCACAGUGGUGUCUCCGGAGCUGUACCGAUCGCGUUUCUGUGAGGCCAUGGACAAAUACUUCCUCAUGGUGCCUGACCACUGGACAGGUCUAGGGGUCAACUGCUAACUGACACCAGGGAGCUAGCCUGAGUUCCAGAUCUGUUUGUGUCGUCUAGCCAAUUCCUUUGUCAUUGUCACGGCAUGUUUGGCAACACAGCAUAAACGGAUCUGGGACUCCGCUGCUAGCUGCAGAACACAACAUGGGCAUCAGUUACCAGGGGGGACAGGAGAUUACAAUGCAGAAAAACCCUUUGCCCAAUAAGGAACCAUAAAAGCAUACUGGAAGGAUUGAUGAAGAGUAAUGCAAGGCCAGUAUACAACGACUCAAUCAUUCCAUAGUAUUAUGAUGAUCUACUAGACUGUAAACGAGUGACUAGAGUAUUAUUGGAAGUCAUGACUGUCCAGUAAAAGCUGGGCCCUAAUUUAUCCUGACAUGGAAAGAACUUAAUUCCCUAAUCUUGACGUGUCAAACUGUUUCACGCGGGCAAAGUGAGAUGGCACUGAAAAAAAAAAAUCUUACUUGGUGGUCCUAGUUUGGUGAACAAAUGUGAUGUAAAUGUACAGAGAGUAUGUAAUUAAAGAUUAACACUGAUUUCACAAAUGUUUUAAA
Oncorhynchus mykiss (rainbow trout) is the source of this 7316-nucleotide messenger RNA. The record is from RefSeq and is a predicted model, not a curated record. NCBI's taxonomy places the organism in Eukaryota, Metazoa, Chordata, Actinopteri, Salmoniformes, Salmonidae.